GCGGUCUGCGCUGGAGUCGACGGGGCAGCUGCCGCGACUAGAAGGAGACACUUUUAGACUCGACAGGAGACACCUCGCAGCAGGAGAAGAGAUGUAUAUGUCUCCGACCUCAGAGGUGUCUCUGCUGGGGUUGUAUAGCAACGAAGAUGGCAACUACGGGUCUGAGCACCGCGGGCUGUAUCGACAGCGCACCUUUUACAAGACGGAAGUUGCUGCUGUCUGUACACCUGAACAAUCGGAGCAGCUGCAGCAGCAGCUGCUGCAGCACGCGGAGCAGCUGCUGCAGGCGCUGCAGCUGCCUUACCGAGUGGUGCAACUGUGCGCUGGAGAGACAGCUUUUGCUGCUGCUGUUUGCUUCGACUUGGAGGUGUGGAUGCCAGGCUUGCAGCGCUUUCUGGAGGUCUCUUCUGUCUCCAACUGCAGAGACUACCAGGUUCCCGGAGUGUUUGCAGCGGGCGCUGUUCAGAACAAGCAGCAGCAGCAGCGGCAGCAGCAGCAGCAGCAACAGGGAAGGAAACGGCCUCAGUACUGCCACACUCUCAACGGGACCGCCUUGGCUGUGGGAAGGGUUUUGGCUGCCCUUGUGGAAAACCACCAUUGCACUACAGAUGAAGGAGAACCUGCUGUCAAGCUGCCGCCCCCUUUGCGGCCCUUCUUUAACGGCAAAACCUACCUCACUAGGGGCCCUUGA
Messenger RNA from Eimeria tenella, 691 nucleotides. RefSeq names its product Seryl-trna synthetase, (Serine--trna ligase) (Serrs). The annotation marks the transcript as partial. Gene Ontology annotation, molecular function: serine-tRNA ligase activity; ATP binding. The transcript has 8 exons. The record is from RefSeq and is a predicted model, not a curated record. Lineage: Eukaryota; Apicomplexa; Conoidasida; Eucoccidiorida; Eimeriidae. Gene Ontology annotation, biological process: seryl-tRNA aminoacylation.